AUGUCUCCUCCGCUACGAACCCUCGGCCGAAACGGCCCGCCCGUGGCCCCAGUCGGCCUCGGCUUCGGGAGCCUCGGCGGAUUCUACGGACCACCGGGGACCCGGGACGAGCAGCUGGCCCUCCUGGACCGCGCGUACGCCGCCGGCCUGCGCUUCUGGGACCUGUCCGACGUCUACGGCGACGCGGAGGACCUCGUGGGCGAGUGGCUGGCGCGGUCAGGCCGACGCGACGACGUCUUCCUCGGCACAAGUUUUCGCUCCAGCCCGGCGCCGACGGGAGGCACACGUUCCGCUCUGACCCUGAGCACCCAGGGUAAGAUUCGACACCUCGGGCUCUCGGGAGUCUCGGCCGCCACGCUGCGAAGAGCGCAUGCCGUGCACCCGAUUGCCGCUCUGCAGUGGGAGUACAGCCUGUUCACGCUGGAUAUUGAAUCGCCGCAAAAUAAUAUUUUAUCGACUUGCCGCGAGCUGGGCGUGGCGCUGGUGGCCUUUAGCCCUGUUGGGCGUGGCGUUCUCACGGGCCGGUUCCGGUCGUACCGGGACAUUCCUGAGGGCGACCUGCGCCGCUUCUAUCCCAAGUAUGCGGAGGGCAACUUUGCCGAGAUCCUGAAGCUGGUCGGGGGCGUGGAGGACGUGGCGAGGGAUCGGGGGAGCACGCCGGCACAGGUGGCUAUUGCGUGGCUGCUGGCCCAGGGACCGGACGUCAUUGCCAUCCCGGGCACCAAGUCGGCCUGUAGGAUGGACGAGAACGCGGGCGCUGCGCUGCUCCGGCUGAGCGGUGAGGAGGUACGGGGGCUUCGGGACCUGGCGGAGCGGGUGGACAUUAAGGGCACUCGGUACCCUGCUGCGUAA
Molecule: messenger RNA, 852 nt
Organism: Metarhizium brunneum ARSEF 3297
Lineage: Eukaryota; Fungi; Ascomycota; Sordariomycetes; Hypocreales; Clavicipitaceae
Source: RefSeq, a predicted model, not a curated record